AUGCAAGCCACCCUUCCGGCUGCUCCUGCAGGUGCCCUGUCCAAGAAGAAACGGCUAGAGUUGGACAGUGACCUAGACGCCAAGUGCCCCACCCAGAAACGAACUCGAAGCCAGCCCCAGCCCUGGCUGCCCCCCUGCCUGCUGCCCCUGAGCCCACCCCCUGCCCCAGAUCCUGUACCUGCUGAGGCCACUGCCUCCCGGCUUGGGCCCUAUGCCCUCCUGGAGCCUGAGGAGGGUGGGAGGGCAUACCGUGCCAUGCACUGCCCAACAGGCACUGAGUACACCUGCAAGGUGUACCCAGCAAGUGAGGCCCUGGCUGUGCAGCAACCCUACGCACGGCUGCCUCCCCACGAGCACGUGGCACGGCCUGCUGAGGUCCUGGUGGGCACCCAGUUCCUCUACGCCUUUUUUGCACGUCCCUAUGGGGACAUGCACACCCUGGUGCGCCGCCGCCGCCGCCUCCCUGAGCCUGAGGCCGCUGCGCUCUUCCGCCAGAUGGCCGCCACCCUGGCACACUGUCACCAGCACGGUCUAGUCCUGCGGGAUCUCAAACUGUGUCGCUUUGUCUUCACCAACCGUGAGAGGACGAAGCUGGUGCUGGAGAACCUGGAGGACGCCUUUGUGCUGACUGGGCCAGAUGACAGUCUGUGGGACAAGCGUGCCUGCCCAGCCUACGUGGGGCCUGAGAUUCUCAGCUCACGGGCAUCCUACUCUGGCAAGGCAGCGGAUGUGUGGAGCCUCGGCGUGGCGCUCUUCACCAUGCUGGCCGGCCAUUACCCUUUCCAGGACUCAGAGCCUGCCCUGCUCUUUGGCAAGAUCCGCCGCGGGGCCUUUGCCCUGCCUGAGGGCCUCUCAGCCUCGGCCAGCUGCCUGGUCCGCUGCCUUCUGCGACGGGAGCCAGCUGAACGGCUCACAGCUGCGGGCAUCCUGCUGCACCCCUGGCUGCGAGAGGAUCCUCGCCCCUUAGCCCCAUCCUGGUCCCACCUCCGGGAGGCUGACCAGGUGGUUCCUGAUGGGCCAGGGCCAGAGGCGGCUCAAGAAGAGGCGGGAGAUAGGGAAGUGGGUCUGUAUGGCUAG
Orycteropus afer afer is the source of this 1077-nucleotide messenger RNA. It is a transcript of the gene TRIB3, whose product is annotated as tribbles pseudokinase 3. Gene Ontology annotation, molecular function: mitogen-activated protein kinase kinase binding; ATP binding; protein kinase activity. Gene Ontology annotation, cellular component: nucleus. Gene Ontology annotation, biological process: regulation of MAP kinase activity; positive regulation of proteasomal ubiquitin-dependent protein catabolic process; protein phosphorylation. NCBI's taxonomy places the organism in Eukaryota, Metazoa, Chordata, Mammalia, Tubulidentata, Orycteropodidae. The transcript has 3 exons. The coding region runs from base 1 to 1077 and encodes 358 amino acids. The record is from RefSeq and is a predicted model, not a curated record.